Molecule: messenger RNA, 1779 nt
Organism: Talaromyces amestolkiae
Lineage: Eukaryota; Fungi; Ascomycota; Eurotiomycetes; Eurotiales; Trichocomaceae
Exons: 7
Coding region: 1-1779 (592 amino acids)
Molecular function (GO): FAD binding
Source: RefSeq, a predicted model, not a curated record
AUGUCUAUCUCAGACGAAUACGAUGAAGAGGUCCCAAUCCUCAUCAUUGGAGGUGGUCCUUCUGGUCUCCUUCUGGCAUACAUGCUAGAUCAGCUUGGAAUUCGAUCCCUCAUUGCAGAAAGAUAUGCAACAAGACUCGCAGCCCCAAAAGCCCACGCACUAUCUCCACGGUCUCUCGAACUAUGUCGUCAGUUCGGAUUAGAUGUCAACGAAAUACGCAAAGUCGGGACCUGUCGCAGUGAUGCAUUCUGGGUGAAUUUCAUUACUAGUCUAGCGGGGGAGCAUGUGGGCAAAUUGCCUUAUGAGCGGAUGGACCCUGAGGUCUUGGAUGAUACGCCUACAAUGAUCCAUAAUAUCCCACAGCCGAACUUUGAGCAACUAAUUGCCAAUAAGUUGGCUAAUAGCAGCAAUGUCGAGAUUCGCAAGAACCACACUUUCGUCGGUGUUGAACAGUUCAGUGAAUUUGUUAUCACAACGAUCGAAGACCGCUCCACCAAGAAAACCUACAGAGUCAAGUCUAAGCACAUGGUUGCUUGCGACGGUGCCAAAAGCGCGGUCCGAAGCCACUUGGGAGUUGAGACAGAGGGAGAAGAUUCAUAUGAGACAAUGAUGACGAUUCACUUCAAUGCGGAUCUCCGUCCCAUCGUUAAAGAGAAUGUCGGCAUGCUUCACUGGGUCAUGGAUCCUUUGGUAUCUGGAUUCAUCAUUGGAUAUGAUUUGUCUGGAAAUCAGGUUCUGAUAUGCAAUUUCGAUUCUAAGAAAUACCCAGUCGAAUCCUGGAACGAGCAACAUUGCCGCAAGGUAGUCGAUGCAGCUAUCGGCACCAAGGCCAAAUACGAUGUCCUCAGUUUUCGACCUUGGAUACUGAGCAGAAAAGUUGCCAAUACCUACCGAGUCGGCCGCGUCUUUUUAGCCGGCGACGCAGCACACUCCUUUCCACCAACAGGCGGUCUAGGCCUAAAUUCCGGCCUUGGAGACGUCCACAACCUCGCUUACAAAUUGUCCUUCGUUCACAAGGGCUUCGCCGGCUCGGGGCUAUUAGACUCCUACACUCUUGACAGACGACAAGUAGCCCUCGUCAACUCACAACAGAGCGUGAAGAACGGGAAAAAGAUAUUCAAUCUCCUCAAGACACUCGGCACCACGGACCCGGACGUUGAAGUUGCCCGUCAGAACCUACAUGCCAAUAUCAAAGAUGCCAAAGUCAUGAUUGAUAUCCAAGAAGGCAUCGAAGGCCAACGAGAACAUUUCGACAAUUUGGGACUGCAUAUUGGGUACGUUUAUGGCGACGAAAAGAUCCCAGAUAACGCGUCUAUCUACCAACCGGUCUGUAUUGCCGGUGCACGUUUACCGCAUGCAUGGAUUCAGAUCCCAAGCACAGCGGCAACGCAAACCCAUCUGCCGGCUAUUGACUCCUCGUACGUCGACGAACUCACGCCGGAACUCAUAGCUCAAAAACAGUUUUCGACACUAGACUUGUGCCGCUUUGAUUCUUUCACCGUUUUAGUUGGCGAGAACCAUGCCGAUAAAAUCAGGACCAUUGUAGGAGAAGCACUUGACCAGAUACCCUCUGACAUAUCUCUGCCCGUAGGAAUAGUUGUUCAAGGAGUUGACUUUGUGCUUGAGCAAGGAUAUGAGAAGAGAUGGAGCGAGUUGACAAAGUUGAAUGAGGGACAGGCUGUGUUGGUAAGGCCUGAUCAGCAUAUUUUGACUGUUUUUGGUCCUGAGGUUGAAUCGGGAGAUGUUGUGGAGGCGUUGAAGAGGCAUUUGAUGUGGUAA